AAGGGAACUUACUCUAAGUUACAGCCGCUAUAUUUAUAUAUAGCAUAGCUUUAAUUUAUUCUCACGAGAUCAAGUUAAAGCAGAAUCUUAAUCGCAUUUAGAGAAAAUUACUUUGAAUUCAUGAUCAGUUCACGUUAUUACGUUGCAACCUAGGAGUAAGGCCUGCCUCUUUCAAAAACACAGUUACCGUUUGACCUGCAUCCUGGCGAUUUCUUGACCAUAUUAAGAUUUUUAUGGAGCGGUCAUUGCCCAACGAUACGCAUACGUAAACUUGUGUGGGAGACCCAACUUGUGAGCCGACAAUACAUUUUCUUCCACGACAGAUAUUCACCGGUUAUCUUGGCGAGAAGUAGCCAACACUGACUUGUUAGUUAAUAAACACGUUCAUUUUGAGUUUGUGUUAAUCGAAGACAUGGAGUCUGUUAAAAAAUUAUAUAUUUGCGCUGUAGUUCUGGUAGUCCUGCUGGCUGUUCCUCUAUCAGCGCAAGUGAGACCCUCUCGCUGUCCUACCAACAAGAUAGCGCCACAUAGAAGAGUUCCAAACUGGCAGACCAGAAUCCGAGGUCGGACCUUCGGAGGAGCAUUCAUAGACUUGCUGUCUCACGACGGGGUGAGGCCUCAGGAGCUCCCACAAAAUAAUCUGCAAGAGAAACCUCAAGAGGACGAUCCAGAUGAUUGCGGAGACAUAGAAGAUUAUGAUGAAAACGAUUUGAGCUUAGUAACGCAGAAACUACACAAAAGGCAAGGCAAGCAGCACCAGCGCUUCUUCUUCAACCUGUUCAACAAGCCUUCGGAUACUCUGACGACGAGGACGCGGCCUCCGACCACGUCUUCCCUGCCUCCCGCCCUCCCCCCUCUGCCGUCAUAUUCGGCAGUCUCCCCCUUCUGGUCAGGGGGCUUGUUCGGAAGUAACCCCUAUCGCCCGCCACGACCUGAGAAUCCAUCAGAUAGCAUCAAACCUGUCCAUGAGCAUGAAGCAUCAGAGAGCCAGACCACCUACUGGCCAAGCCUAGUCGGGGGUCCCCUUGGGAACAUAGUAGGUGCCUCACCAGCCAUACCCACCUUCACAGCCGCUGCAAUAACGACUCCGGGCACCCACACAACUGGAACCAAUCCACUAAGAUAUACUCGACGUCCUAGGCCCACAUAUCCAAACAGUGGAAACACAGUUGUAAGAUCGUUUGUAGAUUUGUUCAUUUAAAAUAAACUUCUUGAAAUUACGAGUAACAUUCGUUGAUCAUCUUUGCAUAACACAUGGAAUUGACCUUUCAUUGUUUUAUGUCGUCACAAAAUGGCAAAUAAUUCAAGCGUAACCUUCGCAGAAAAUAUCAAGCGUUAACCUUUCGUCGUCAUUCUGAAAGUGUCUUAAGACGUGAACACAGGAACUUUAGCUAGGAUACAUUUGCAAGGAAUUUCGCUAGACUUCCCAUAUUAUCGUGACUAAUUAAUCAAAUACCAUCUACCUACGUAGUAUUGAGUGUUGUGUAGUAAUGGAAAACGCGUGACAGUCUCCACUUAAGGACCUGAGGCUCGAGGCACGUGUCUGUAUUUUGAGCCAUUUUAAUUCAUUAGAUCAUUAUAUAUAUUGGUGAUAUCACCGACGACGGCUAGGUCUGAAAUGUAAAAUUUAGCGCGGCAAAAGUGUGAGUGAGACUCGCGGAGUGGUUGUGUGGUUUUUUUGUUGUUCUACACCCUCAACAUGUCUAGUGCAAUUUUGAGUGCAAUUGCAGCGGUAAUAUUAUAUGCAUUGAUUUGUAUAAACGGAG
This is a messenger RNA of Plodia interpunctella (Indianmeal moth), 1766 nucleotides long. RefSeq lists its product as uncharacterized. NCBI's taxonomy places the organism in Eukaryota, Metazoa, Arthropoda, Insecta, Lepidoptera, Pyralidae. The record is from RefSeq and is a predicted model, not a curated record. The transcript is spliced from 4 exons. The coding region runs from base 413 to 1201 and encodes 262 amino acids.